This is a messenger RNA of Ahaetulla prasina, 2550 nucleotides long. RefSeq names its product small ArfGAP 1 (gene SMAP1). The coding region runs from base 214 to 1653 and encodes 479 amino acids. Gene Ontology annotation, molecular function: metal ion binding; GTPase activator activity. The transcript has 11 exons. The record is from RefSeq and is a predicted model, not a curated record. Gene Ontology annotation, biological process: regulation of clathrin-dependent endocytosis. NCBI's taxonomy places the organism in Eukaryota, Metazoa, Chordata, Lepidosauria, Squamata, Colubridae.
GGCAGGAGAGGAAAUAGGAAGCGCUGCUGACGCUACCGCCGCCGCUCUCGGGUUGCCGGCUCAAGUUCUUCCUCUAGGUCCUCCGAGCGCGCCGGCCGUCUCCGGCCUUGCCCCUCUCUCUCUCCCGUCGCCUCUCUCUUCUCCUCCCCUCUUGCUCUUUCCCCCACCCCCAACCCCUUCCCCUCCCAUCCAUUCGUCCUUCUCCCCUUCGCCAUGUCCACCCGCUCCUGCCGGGAAAAGGCGCAGAAGCAGAACGAGCAGCACCAGGCCAUCCUGGCCAAGCUCUUGCGAGAGGAGGACAACAAGUACUGCGCGGACUGCGAGGCCAAAGGUCCACGAUGGGCUUCCUGGAAUACAGGUGUCUUUAUUUGUAUCAGAUGUGCUGGAAUACAUCGAAAUCUGGGAGUGCAUAUAUCCAGAGUCAAGUCUGUCAAUUUGGACCAAUGGACACCAGAACAAAUACAGUGCAUGCAAGAGAUGGGAAAUACCAAGGCAAGAUUACUAUAUGAAGCUAAUUUACCAGAGAACUUUCGAAGACCUCAAACAGAUCAAGCUGUGGAGUUUUUUAUCAGGGAUAAAUAUGAGAAGAAAAAAUACUAUGACAAAAAUGCAACUCAUGUCACCAGUAUGUCUUCCUCUGAUGCUGCUCAACCUCAAACAUCUUCUCCUUCUCUGCAAGCUGCCUCUGAGCAAAGCAAACUGGAGAAGGAAAAAGAAAAGAAGAAAGAAGAGAGAAAAAGGGACAAAGAACCAGAAAAACCUUUGAAAAACUUAGGAAUUGAAAAACCUCAGAAAAAAGAAGAUCAGCAACUUGAGCUUAAAACAAGUCCUAAGAAAGUACCAGAAUCAACUGUUGAUCUUCUGGGGCUUGAUGGUCCUGCUGACUCCUCUGUUACAAAUGGAAGUACCAUCGCUCCUGCCUCAGUUCUGAAUGAUGAUGAUCUGGAUAUAUUUGGCCCAAUGAUCUCUAAUCCUUUGCCAGCCGCAUCUAUACCAUCUGCCCAGAAUGCUUCCACCAACCCAGCGGCUGCCACGUUAUCUGCUGCAUCUGGAGAUCUUGAUCUGUUUACUGAACAAACAAAAUCGGAAGAGUCAACAAAGAAACCACUCUCCAAGGAUUCCAUCUUGUCCCUGUAUGGCACGGGCACUCUUCCCCAGCAGAAUGUCCCAGGAGUCUUCAUGGGGGCCCAGCCGCUGCCCUUUGCUGCCCAGCCCUCGGCUCAUUUUCCAGCAUUUCCAGCCAUGGGAGGCCCUGUGCCCGUGCCUGUACCGGUGCCAACAGCCCCAGCAAUGAUGGGAAACAUGAUGGCCCCACCAGUGCCUGUAAUUGGACAGAAUGUAGGCAUGAUGGUAGGCAUGGGAAUGCCGAACGGCUUUUCAGUCACUACACAAACUGCUGGUUUGGGACUCCCUCAAAGCAUUGUCGGGUCCCAAGGAACAGUAUUGGGACAGAUACCCCAGCCACAGAAAUACGGCAUGCAGCCGCAAACACAGCAAACUCAGUGGAACCUUUCACAGAUGAAUCAGCAAAUGGCUGGAAUGACUCUGAAUAGUUCCAGUAAUAUGAUGGGCUUUGGCCAACCACCCAACACAGUGGCAGGAUGGACUGGAAGUUCCUCGGGCCAAACCCUCAGUACACAACUCUGGAAGUGAAAAGGCAAUAGAAGUUUUAAUCAGAGACCUGACAUUCCAUGUCCAAAUACAUCUAGUUUCCCUGUUCUAUCCAUGUACACUACCCCUUCCUCCAAUUUCAAACAUUCAUUUUAAAAGUAAUCUUAAUUGACCGUGUUGUGGUCUGUACUGACUUCAAUUCUGAUGUAGUGAAAAGCAAGUUGAAUACAUUGGCAGCUUUUUUCAUUCCACAAUAAGUUUUGAUUUUGCAAAUCUUACUUUUUCAGAAGAGCUACGUGACCAACUGCAUACUCGAAAUUAUUUUAUCUUAUAGAGCAAAUGUUUCCAUAUAAGGGAAAUAGGUAUCAUGUUAGUGCUAUCUCUAAAAUGUAAACUCCACCUUGCAAAUUACCCAGUAAUCCUGUAGAAGGUACUGUAUGAACCAAACGUUAAUUAUAUAAAUAAGAAUGUACCUUGUAUCAUUGAAAUAUACAUUUCCUUGUGUGAUAAUGAUUUUGUUUCAUCAUACAUUUCACUGUGAUAUUAUAAUGAUGUGAUGAACAGGAAAAAUGGUUCACAAGAGAGAGAUUAACCUGGACAGUCCUAUGGCUCCAUCAAUUUUCUUUCCACUGUUUGAGUUACCUGUAUCAAAAGAAGCUGAUCUGACCAACAGAGAUCUGUACAGGAUUAAUCAGCAGUGUACUGCACAGCAACUAUACAGGGUGACUCAAAUUGUAUAUUUAAUUUUGUCUUUGCAGUUGUAUCCAGGUUUCUGCCAGUAAAUUGUGUUUACAUUUUAUGGUGCCUCAUAUUGAUAAACGGUUGCUUCCCUAUAUUAAAGAAAUCCAUAAACAUUGUGUAAUUAUUUUAUUCUAUAAGAAUUGUGUCUAUUCUUUAAAAACAAUGCUUUUUAAAUUCAGGAAUAAACCUGGAAGCCAC